This is a messenger RNA of Symbiodinium natans, 1185 nucleotides long. NCBI's taxonomy places the organism in Eukaryota, Dinophyceae, Suessiales, Symbiodiniaceae. The record is from the annotation of a GenBank genome assembly.
AUGGGAGGCCCCUCCGGAAAUCCCUACGCCAACAACCGCCACGCGGAUGUGUUGAACGAGGAACCAACUGAAGAGGCGGCCAAGAUCCGCCUUGUCGAAGAGGUCAAGAAUCGAGCCAAAGGUGCCUUUGCGCAGAAGGACAUGCCGAGUGCGGAGCUUCUUUAUGGCAAGGCCAUCUCCCUCUUGUCCUCGAUGCCUGAGAAGAUGGAAGCCACUUUGUACUCCAAUAGGUCGAUGGUGAGGUUGAACCUCAACAAGGUAGAGGGCGCGCUCGAGGAUGCCAACAAAUGCCUGGAGCUGGACCCAAAAGCCGUGAAGGCCCAUCACCGCAAGGCGCAGGCGCUGCUGCGCCUGUCGGAAUGGGAUGAUGCAAUCAAGGCAGCAGAGGAGGGCGCCAAGUUGGAUCCUGAGAACAAGGCCUUUCCUGAGCUCAUUGAGAAGGCACAGAAAGACCGGGAAAAGGAUGCAGCCGACAAGGCCAGGCUCAAGGCGGACGCCCAGGACACCCGCGUUGAGCUCCACAAUGCCUCCACCGCGAGAGCGCCACCGAAGCCCAAGGACAAGGCUGACAAAGAGAAUGAGGGCGGCGAGAUGCGCGGCUACAAAAAGACGGCAGACGGUAGGACAACGUCGUACUUCCACACAGAGAUCUCGGACGAGGCAAAGAAGCUCAUCGAGGCUCAGGGAUUUGGAAAGCCUCAGAAGCUGGAUGCCCCUGCAGAGGCGGGCGAUGUCAAGGGGGGUGGCAGCCAGUGGAACCAGGCAGGCACCUACGAGGAGAAAGGCAUGACGAAGUGGCUGGAGGACCGUCUUAAGAGCGGCCUCAUCGGGCUCCACUUCAACCUGCCGCAGAGCGACGGCAGCAUCUCCACUACGGCAGUGGCGGACCUGAAGGGCGACUGCUCCAUCUCCGUUUCCAGGGGGAAGCGGAGGCACCUCAUGGACGUUUCAUUCAAUGUGGAAUAUGAAGCGAAGGUUGGUGGUUCCUCCGGCACCGGCAAGCUUGCUUUCACCGAGGUCACCAGUGAUGGGGACGAUCCUGAGGUGAAGAACGAGCCUGCAGGGGAUGCACCACCGGCCAUUCGGGAGGUUUUGGAUGCUUUCGUAAAGCCUGCUGGCCAGGGACUGCAGCCCCUUGUGAUGGCAGAAAUCCGAAAAGCGAUCGAGGAGUACAAGGGCAAAUGA